AUGGCAGAUACUGCUGCUAUAGCACAGUCGACGCACAACGAUACACGCUGUUUUCAAUUCACUUGGCUGGGUCCUCGGUAUGACAACCAGAGUGUUUUUAUGAAUGCAACCUGUAGCGAUGCGACGCAACUUGCCGAAGGUGUUCCUUGCCAACACCCCUUAGUAGUUUCAGAGGAUGGAACGUGGCCCGAUAUUGAUUAUAUAUGGACCCACCACUUUGCGGAUACAACAUGUACUCUUUCACGGAACGAUGUUUGUGCUAAAUAUACAUUCUAUUUUAACGGCCAUCCUGAAAACGCGACCUAUAUGUGUACCAGAGCAGUGGAUACUUUGGAUACGGCAAUCACGAGUGGGUGUUACGAACAAACAUCUGGAAGUUAUCGUACACGCGUGUGUUUCUGCAGGUCUGUCCCAGGAGGAGUCCCUUGCAACAAAGCACCGACUACACAAACUACCUUGUUAACAAGUCUCAUAUCUAUUUUUUCAAUAUUUACGUUCAUUUCAUUUAGAUUUAGUACUUUACUAAUGUAAAUAAAAUGUA
Zerene cesonia (dogface butterfly) is the source of this 541-nucleotide messenger RNA. RefSeq lists its product as uncharacterized. The record is from RefSeq and is a predicted model, not a curated record. The transcript is spliced from 3 exons. The coding region runs from base 1 to 531 and encodes 176 amino acids. Lineage: Eukaryota; Metazoa; Arthropoda; Insecta; Lepidoptera; Pieridae.